This is a messenger RNA of Hymenoscyphus albidus, 3487 nucleotides long. The record is from the annotation of a GenBank genome assembly. Lineage: Eukaryota; Fungi; Ascomycota; Leotiomycetes; Helotiales; Helotiaceae.
CAUGUUUCUCGUAUGGUUACAGCCAACACGAACGGCACUGCACAAAAGCGGGCAUUACGCCACCAGCUGUGGAUAUCAUCUAUUCCAUGUACUUGUACCACACAUAUUUCUUCCUCGACACGAGCUGAGGAGGAACCGUAAACUAUGGAUUCAGACAUGGAGAAUCGUGGCCUGGUAGAUUUGGAAAAAGAGUUGACUUGUUCUGUAAGUCUCCUACUUUAUUAUGCGUUGCGGUGCUCGGAUGAACUUGCGGGGGUAGGGAAGCAAGCUCCAUGACAUCGCUCAAUGCGCCGGCGCCUCUCCCAACCCCAGUACUCGAGAUGAAGAGACCACUUGCUGAUCAUAUUUCUGCCGGCGUAGAUAUGUACGGAAGUGCUCUACCAACCUCUCACUCUCCUCGACUGCCUGCACACCUUCUGCGGCGCCUGUUUGAAAGAAUGGUUCCGAUGGCAACUUACCAAUAGUCGCAAUGCCCAAACUCCUCUCGCGCCCGGCACGACGCCCUAUACUUGCCCAUCAUGUCGCGAUCCGGUGCGGAAUACACGACACGAUUCUAGAGUGACCACGCUCCUCGAGAUGUUCUUGGCGGCGAAUCCAAGCAAAGGUCGAACAUCGGAGGAGAAGGAGGAGUUGGCAAAGAAAUACAAGGUUGGCGAUGAGAUCCUGCCCAAAGUUGAGAUCAGGGAGAAGAGUCUACGGGAGAGAAGAGCGGAGGACGAGGACCGCAGAUUGGUGGAUGAAGUGAGGAAUCUGAGCCUAAGGGAGGUGGGGGUUGCGGGGGAAGGGACUGGGGAAAGGCGGGAGAGGAGAAGGAGAGAGGAAACCAGACUGCGACCCUCACAACCAAGCUCGAGCAGAGAACAAAGUAGAGAUGGCCGGAGCGGUGAUGACAGGGAAAGACAUAGGCGGAGAGAGGCUGAGGCUGCAAGGAGAAGGACGAGGGAUAGCACCCUACGAACGGAUUCAAAUUCAGACAGUGGGCCGGAGAGUCGACGGCGGAGAAGUGAUGCUGAAUCAAGGAGGAGGCAUGAGGAGACACAUCGAACGGCGGCCCGCCAGAUUGAACACCAGUCUUCUUUGCGAUCCUUAAUCAGUUCUUCCGACGUUGACUCCCGGGACAUGGAAGAGGAGAUUCUACGUCAGAUCAGGGAAGAGGGGCUCUUGGAUGGCAUUGAUUUAGAAAAUAUUGAUGUCAGCCAGGAAGAUCAAAUUAGCGAGAGAAUUGCUGAGGCGUUUCGAAGAAGACAAGCUGAGAAAGCUGAGAAAUUGAGACGAGAAAGGGAAAGAAGAAGAUCCGCUGAUCAAAGAAGACAAGCUCGAAUUUCAGAACCCGGGUCGAGGGAAGUUUCUGGAGAUGAUAGAAGUUCCAGAAAGCGAAUACAUUCCAGAAACACUAGCGCAGUAAGCCAGGCGAAUGAACGAAGUAGGCCACCUCCAUCCAUGAGCCAGGCUCAUGCUGCUCAACUAGGAGUACAUGGUCAGGACGAAAGACAUCACCGAAGGCGAAAUACCAGUGGUAGUCGAAGCUCUACCGCUCCUGUUCCCAUAGCGGAUCCCAUAGCGAGACCAGCUACACGAUCGUCAACCGAUUUGAGUAGCAGACCUCGAUCAUUAGAUAUGAGCAUUACACGACCACACGUUACUACCAACUCAAGAAGUUCGACAGAUCCAGCAAGCCAAAGACCUCGUGGAGUUUCCACCUCUUCCCGAGAACGGCAGCAUGGUUCGAAUUCUAGCCCACGAUUGGAAACAACUUCUCGUAUUGAGGAUUCUGCUGUACCACCAACUGGCCCUACUUCUUCAACACGGAGGUCACCCCCAGCGGAUAUCUCGACCCCAUCUUCUUCACUUGCUGUGUCAUCCUCCCCAAUCGAACAAAGUCUUGUGCCCGCUCCAUUGACCCCUAAUCACUCUCCUGGUCCUUCUCCCAAUCAUUCGCCCCGUACUUCUUUAUCUGACAGGGCCAUUGCCUUGUCUAGCGGUACGAGGCCAACAUCAUCGUCUUCGGCUUCACAAGGGCAUAGAAGCAGGGCGCCGUUUUACCCGGAGCCAUCUAUAACGUGUGCUCGUUGUUCCAGGCCCCAUAUCGAGUAUGAUUUGCAUUACAAUUGUGGCAUCUGCCAUGGUGGUAAUUACAAUGUAUGUCUACGAUGCUUCCGCACUGCCAAUUUCAAAGGCUGUCUGCACUGGUUUGGGUUUGGCUAUGCUGCAUGGACCAACUGGAAGGCUCUAAUUCGAUCUGGCGAUCUGCCAGCAUCUGCAGAGAAGCCACAUGGGCUUAUUGCGAGCCGAUAUAUACCACCAAAGACAACUCCGGGAGGAGCCGAGGGUCGAAAGACACUUACCAAUGAAGAUCCUUUGAAGCGACUUCAAAGUGGUGUUUUUUGUGCUAACUGUCUUGCCUGGGCAAAUGAAUGUUACUGGCGCUGCGACUUUUGCAACGAAGGAGAUUGGGGAUUUUGCAAUACCUGUGUAAAUCAGGGCAAAUGUUGUACACAUCCUCUUCUCCCAUUAACUUAUAAAUCGCCGGAAACAUCUGAUAUCACUCCUAUGUCACCAAUUCAGAUCCCUGCAUCUGCCUCGAUACUGACAGGCCCAGAUGUAAUGAAUAUUGGGCACUUCAAGCCAUUAACUUUCUCCACAGCUUGCGACAUAUGUCGUUCCUCCAUCGCCCCAACCACAACAAGAUUUCACUGUCUUUCGUGCACCAGCAGUAAAUUGCCUAACCGCCAAUCAGGCGACUACGAUAUAUGCUCAAAUUGCUACACGAGACUUGUAGCCAACCGUCGCAUCAGCAUGGAAAAUGGUCCAAAAGGUUGGCGACGCUGUCUCGAAGGACAUCGUAUGAUAAUCAUUGGCUUCGAGUCAAAGCACGGUGGACAGCGACGAGUCAUCACUUCAGAUCUCAUCGGUGGAUGGCUUCUCCAUACUGAAGCCUUCCCCUCAACCGACUUUCCAGAUUUGCAAAAGUGGUCGUGGGGCGAUAAACAUCAGAAACUCGUAACUAAUAAUGUGAUGAACACUACCCCCCCUUCGAUCCCAAAUUUUGAGCAAGAUGCUGGGUUUCCGGCUGAAGGAGGGGAGGGUAUGCGGUGUGUAGCGAGGUGGAGUUGGUAUCCUGAGGAGGGUGCCGAUGAUGAGUUGGCGUUUCCGAAAGGGGCCGAGAUUAGGGAGUGUAAGGAUAUUAAUGGGGAGUGGUGGCAUGGUACUUAUAUGGGAAAACGGGGAUUGUUUCCUUCGGUCUAUGGGAGGGUUGUUGGGGGUCCUAAAUAGAUAGGGUUGAGUUUUUGUUUAUAGAGGGGAGACAUUUUGAUUCCUGGGUCUGAUGACUUUUCACGAGAAGAGUUGUUUUUCUGAGGUUCUAGGUUAUGAUGAGAUAUGAAUGAUACCAGGUGCUGAGUUUUCUAUGUUUCCUUUUUGUUAUCAGGCGCAUUAUUAUCUGAAAUUUGAAACUGUAUUGCUCUCUUGGGUUAUUUGAAUAAGUGCC